AUGUUCUCAAACAAUGAUGAAGCUGUGAUCAACAAAAAACUUCCAAAAGAGCUGCUGCUUCGAAUUUUCUCUUUCCUGGAUGUGGUCACUCUGUGUCGUUGCGCUCAAGUUUCCAGGGCAUGGAAUGUUCUGGCCCUGGAUGGCAGUAACUGGCAGCGAAUUGACCUGUUUGAUUUCCAGAGGGAUAUUGAGGGCCGAGUAGUUGAGAAUAUUUCUAAAAGAUGUGGGGGUUUCUUGCGGAAGUUAAGCCUGCGAGGCUGUCUAGGAGUAGGAGACAAUGCAUUAAGGACGUUUGCGCAGAACUGCAGAAAUAUUGAAGUUUUGAACCUAAAUGGCUGUACCAAGAUCACAGACGCCACAUGUACCAGCCUCAGUAAGUUCUGCUCUAAACUCAGGCACCUCGAUUUGGCUUCCUGCACUUCCAUAACCAACCUGUCCCUGAAAGCACUAAGUGAGGGAUGCCCAUUGCUGGAACAGCUGAAUAUCUCCUGGUGCGACCAAGUGACUAAGGACGGCAUCCAGGCUCUGGUGAGAGGCUGUGGUGGACUCAAAGCCCUGUUUCUGAAAGGUUGCACGCAGCUUGAGGAUGAAGCUCUGAAGUACAUUGGUGCACAUUGUCCUGAACUGGUGACGUUAAACCUUCAAACAUGCUUACAAAUAACAGAUGAUGGUCUCAUUACAAUAUGCAGAGGAUGCCACAAGUUACAAUCCUUGUGUGCUUCAGGCUGCUCUAACAUUACAGAUGCCAUCUUGAAUGCCCUGGGACAGAACUGCCCAAGGCUUAGAAUAUUAGAAGUUGCAAGGUGUUCUCAACUAACAGAUGUGGGCUUUACCACUCUAGCUAGGAACUGCCAUGAACUUGAAAAAAUGGACCUGGAAGAGUGUGUCCAGAUAACAGACAGUACACUAAUCCAGCUUUCAAUACACUGUCCACGGCUUCAGGUUCUGAGUUUGUCCCACUGUGAGCUGAUCACGGACGAUGGGAUUCGUCACUUGGGAAACGGAGCCUGCGCACACGACCGCUUGGAAGUGAUCGAGCUGGACAACUGCCCUUUGAUCACGGACGCCUCCCUGGAGCACCUGAAAAGCUGCCACAGCUUGGAGAGGAUAGAACUGUACGACUGUCAGCAAAUCACGCGGGCAGGGAUCAAGAGACUCAGGACCCAUUUACCCAAUAUUAAAGUCCAUGCCUACUUCGCGCCUGUGACUCCACCUCCUUCGGUCGGGGGCAGCAGACAACGCUUCUGCAGAUGUUGCAUCAUCCUAUGA
Phaethon lepturus (White-tailed tropicbird) is the source of this 1269-nucleotide messenger RNA. RefSeq names its product F-box and leucine-rich repeat protein 20 (gene FBXL20). Gene Ontology annotation, molecular function: protein binding. The transcript has 14 exons. NCBI's taxonomy places the organism in Eukaryota, Metazoa, Chordata, Aves, Phaethontiformes, Phaethontidae. The record is from RefSeq and is a predicted model, not a curated record. Bases 1 to 1269 code for a protein of 422 amino acids.